AUGUUUGCAGUAUUGUUUUUAUUGUGUUUAUGGUUGCGGUGAAGUCGCAAGAAUGCACACAUACAGACAACGGCCAGAAAGGAAGAUGUGUCAAUAUGGAGGGUUGUCCGACUGCGAUCAGAGAUUUGAAAUUUAACAUACAUCCCCACAUUUGUUCAUUCAACGGGACGUCAAAAAUACCUAUCAUUUGCUGUCUGGAAGAAGCUAAGAAUAUUACGGCGAUCCUAGGUCCAGACGCGCUGACCUCAAGUAUGGAAGACCAGGGAUUGUGUCCGCUAUUCGACUCCAAUGCGCCAAAUAAUACGAAACCAAAAAACGUACCCGAAACAUCCAAAGCUUGGAAUAAAUGCCUCGAGUAUCAAGCAAAAAUAAAACUACCUUGUAAAGAUGGUGUAAAAAAGUUUUGGCCAUAUUGCAAUAAACAGUUGGGACUAAUUAUAGUGGGAGGAGGGGGGGUAGAUGCUGAGAAAGAUGAAUUCCCUCAUAUGACAUUGCUGAUGUAUGGUAAAAAGUCGAUAAGAUCGUUCUUUGGAUGUGGAGGCUCUCUAAUAAGUGAGAAGUACGUUCUGACAGCUGGACAUUGCACUGCCACCUCUAGAGGGAUUCCUGUUUCGUUCGCUAUAUUUGGACUUCUCCACUUUAAGGACAUGCACAGUGCGCCCAAAGAGAAUGUUCGAGGGAUACAGAAGAUUAUCAAGCAUCCAGAAUUUAAGCCUCCCUCCACCUACCAUGACAUAGCCCUGCUAGAACUAGAUAAAGAGGUCGUAUUUAGUCCGAGUAUAAGGCCUGCUUGCUUGCAAGUAGAGGAUGACUUCGAGCACAGAGCGUAUGCGUCAGGCUGGGGGCUGUUAGGAUAUCGACAACAGAACGCAGAUAUAUUACAAAAUAUACCUCUAUGGAGAGUCGCAGAUGAGGUCUGCAGUGCCAAGUAUCUGACACAUAGGACCUUUAUCAAUGGGCUGGACAAUGAUACACAAAUCUGCUACGGAGACGAUGGGAUAGUCAGAGACACAUGCUCAGGUGACAGCGGUGGACCUCUGCAUAUCAUAAACGAGAAUGUAUUCUGUACACAUCUGAUACUGGGGGUGACUUCUUUUGGCAAAUACCGCUGUGGAGAGGUCGGGACUCCCGGAGUGUAUACCAAAGUACCGCAUUAUGUGCCGUGGAUUGAAAGCGUGGUGUGGCCUUAG
Molecule: messenger RNA, 1190 nt
Organism: Spodoptera littoralis (African cotton leafworm)
Lineage: Eukaryota; Metazoa; Arthropoda; Insecta; Lepidoptera; Noctuidae
Source: the annotation of a GenBank genome assembly